Messenger RNA from Homarus americanus (American lobster), 3821 nucleotides. Its product is annotated as AP-4 complex subunit epsilon-1-like. Lineage: Eukaryota; Metazoa; Arthropoda; Malacostraca; Decapoda; Nephropidae. Gene Ontology annotation, cellular component: AP-4 adaptor complex; membrane coat. Bases 186 to 2645 code for a protein of 819 amino acids. Gene Ontology annotation, molecular function: cargo adaptor activity. The transcript has 12 exons. Gene Ontology annotation, biological process: intracellular protein transport; receptor-mediated endocytosis. The record is from RefSeq and is a predicted model, not a curated record.
GCUUCUUUUCAGUUAUGGGUCAGUCACCUGAUACAAGUUAGAAACCUCUUUUUUGUUUGUACCAGUGACUGUAGACCCCAGCCAAGGACACCACUUCAACUAUGAGAGGUGAGCUGUACAUCCCGUCUUAGCAGCACCGCCACAGAAAUGCACAAGUACAAGAGAUAGAGGAGUACCAGUCAGAGAUGUCCAGUGUAUUAGAGAAGACUUUUACUGGUCUUGUGCACAGUCUCCUGGGGGCGGGCAGCUCAAACAACCCAGUUAGUCAGAAUGUGUCCGGUGUGUCGGGCCUCCAGAAUGUGUCACUUGGCCUGGUACACUUUGUUGAAAAGCUUCAGGCUGCUCGCAGGAUAUCCAAACAGGAAGAAGAGCACUGUGUAGAGCAUGAGAGUAGAGAGUGGUCGAAGGUGUUAUCUAGUCCAGGUGUUAACAGUUCGGUAGUGGCUGACCUGCUGUGUCGUGCUCUCAUUGCCAGUGUGCGUGGCUAUGAUCUUCCUAGCCUCCACAUACAUGCUAUCAAGUUAACUCAAAGCCCUAAUGUGCUGCAUAAAAAGAUUGGGUACCUAUUUGUGAGCCAGGCUCUCCAUCCUGGGUCAGAACUCACUUUGCUUCUAGUCAACACUAUUCAGAGGGACCUGGCUGCUCCCAAUGCUCUUCAGGUUGCUGCAUCACUAGACUCACUACCCACUGUUGUCACACCUGACCUUAUACCAUCCAUCAUCAAAGCCCUCACACACUGCCUGGCACACCAACAGGUGUACAUCAGACGUAGGUGUGCAGCGAUGGUUGGUAUGGUGGCAACAGGGUGUGGGGAGGAGCUUCAGGCGACCACUAGUGACUUGAUCCCUCACCUACUUCACCUCUUGGCUGACCAAGACCCGGGAGUGGCGUUGUCUGCCAUUACCGCCCUGUGUAACAUUUAUAAGGUUUGUGGUCAAGAAAAGGCAGAGUUACGUGACCAAGUUGCCAAGAGCGCCUCGCACCUCUUGACUCAAGCACUGAAUGGCUCUCUUCCAAAAGACUAUCAAGUGAAUACACUGUCGGCUCCAUUUGUUCAGAUUCAAAUGCUUAAAGUACUGCAGUCCUUGUCAAGUAAAGAUUGGCGAAUUCCAAAUGAAGUUAUUGUAGCAGUUGAAUUGGUUUUAAGUCAGCCAUGGGGAGGCAAGGAGAUUGCUUUAUAUGCUGUCUUGCUGGAGUGUGUGUUCACAGUCACAGCUCUGCCACACAAUGACAACUUACUGUCUAAUAUUCUUCAAGUAGUUUUAGGGUUCCUCAAGAGCUCAAAUGUUGACCUCAAGUAUGUGGGCUUGAAGGCCCUUGCUAGUGUCUUCUCGGUGUUGGAGGAGGCACUCACACCUAGUCAUCUGGAGGCUGUACUAGACUGUCUCUACCACUCUGAUCCAAACCUCCAAGCCAAAACACUCAAGUUGCUUUGUACAAUGGCCAAUUCUCAUAACUAUCAGGCAGUUUGUACCACUCUGCUGGAGUUUUCAGGCCGUACAAAAGAUUCUGCCACACGCAGAACAAUUAUAGAGGAGCUAGGAACCAUUGUAACCAAGCACUGUCAAGAUGUGGCUUGGUGUGUGGAGCUUAUCUUACCAAUCAUUCUAACUUCCCCAACACCUGACAGGAGACUUGCAGAUGCUCUUGUGUAUGUGUUGGGUAAAGGAUUUAGAGAAGAGAAGACUAUUCAAGCCUCAACUGAAGCCUCCCAAGAAUUGCUUCUGAAGAUCUUCAGCCACAAUACACUCUCUCAAACUUACCUCAGCCUCAUAGCUUCUGUUCUUAAUCUACAUUAUAUCAGAGAUCCAAAACAAGUAUCUAAGUAUUUCACCGACUCUUUCUUCGAGAAAGUUAAGUUCAUGACCAAUUUAAAGGAAAGUGACUCUGCCAUUUUCCAGUGCCUUAAAAAUAUUGGACUUCACGAUGAAAUUGUAUGUGCGGAAAUUAUAACAUUUUUGCAACCUCAUACAACCAAAGGAAAUGUAGAUCUUGCUGUGAGAGAAAAAUCCAAAGAAAUAUGUAUGUGGCUUACUAAUCCAGAGCUCAGUUUAAGAGUCAUUAAAAGACAGGAGGACAUUUUGAAUCGUAAAGUAACUCUUGACUUAACAUUAAGCUUUCUUGAUAAGUAUGUUGUUGAUUCUCUUGAAAAUGGUGCUAUUCCAUAUAAGCCAUUCAGUGUAGUCAUGGGAAACACUAGCAUAUUGGAUAAAUUGAGCAGUGAUGUUCAGGAGACACAGUGGAACACUAACCCCAGCACCGGGUCUGAUGAUGGCCACUCCUCGACACCAUCUACUGGCACUGGCCUUACUAGCGUCACCAGUCAGAGCAGCAAUGUAUUGAACAGGAGUAUGAUUGCAAAUACCAAGAGUGUGUGGAGCACCGAAGGUCGUAUACGUCAGAAAUCCGAAGGGGAGGAAUCCAUCAAGUCUCGUGUUGACUCGGCUUCUCAGCCAGUGGGGAGCCUCCAAGGAACUCUGCUUGGGGAUGAGGAGGAGGAAGAUGAAGUAACAGAGGGAAGUGUUGAACUGGCAGAUGAAGCACAAGAAGAUGAGAAAGAGAAAGGACUGGAAACCUCUGUCAUUCAGAGGUCGCAGCUGACUCAGGCACUUCUGGCAGGACUUGGAAUGACCAGGACAAAAUAAUGUACGUCAAUGUCUCUCGAGUAUUUGACCAAAAUCAUCUAGAAGAGAAUUUAUGAUUGCAAUAGCUAAUUAACCCAUGUGCUUUUGUACAUGAAAUUUGCACAAAUUUUUCUGCAAAGUCCUUUAAUGAAUACACUGUAUAAAACAGUGUACACAAGGAAAAUUUUUUUAUUCUUAUAAUUUUCAAGUGUUCAUUAACAUAAGCAUAAUGGUGCAUAUUAGUGACCCUCUAACCUGGCAUUGUCUCUACUGAUGCUGUACUGUACUAUAUUAAUAUAAUUAAAAGAUACAAUCAUUGCUGAAUGAGUAUGAAUGAGUGAAGGAAAUUAAUUUUAAAGUAAAUUAAAUAAUGCAUAAAAGUUUUUUCCUGCCAAGAUGCAGGCUAGUAAGAAAGUUGUGCUUGCUGUUAGUGAAACAGCUGUUUGCUGCGUUUGCAUCCUGCUGAAUGCUAAAACACAUUAAAUAUCAAACUGGAAAAAAUCUGUUAGCCAGUGCAGUUGGUGUCCGGUCUUUUCGGAUUAUUCCUUGACACUGGGUCAUAAACUUGUUAACUCGGGGUGUGGUUGUUGUCAGCUUCUACAACUUAAACAAAUUCAUACCAAGGUGGUCCUAGGGCCAGCCAUCCUUGGAACAUGAGGGGUAACCAUUAUUAUUAUGGCCUCCAUCAGUCAAGGGGAUAUAUAAAGUAAUAAGAAAAACCGAGUACUAUAUAAUUGUUUUUAUUAACUUACUGAUGAUUUUAUACAUAUGAACAUAUAAUACAGUACAUGGAAAUGUUUUUUCUGCAUUACUCGAAACAAAUCUUGAUAAUGAAAAUAACUGUACGCAGCAUCUCUGUAAAGAAAAGAAAAACAUGAUUAGAGGGAAAUGUGGAAACACACAUUAUGGUCCUCAACUGAACCACUGACUAAGAUCUGACAACCACGACAACCCUUACAAAUUGCUCAGUCAAGCUGCAACAUUAGAAAAUUUUGUUCCAAUUCCUUUUACUCUUGAACAUAUUGUAUAAUAUAAUAUUUUCUGGUAAAAUUCUAUUACAUUAAAAACAAAUAAAUUUCUAUGAAUUAUAUUGGCUACUAAGGUUGUUAAAUAUGAGUACAGCUAAGUCAUCCAAGUCAAGUGAUGUUUGCUGGGUUCUCAUGAUGUGUUCUCUAAUAAAUGUGAACCAAUAAUGUA